Molecule: messenger RNA, 2363 nt
Organism: Ylistrum balloti
Lineage: Eukaryota; Metazoa; Mollusca; Bivalvia; Pectinida; Pectinidae
Product: S-adenosylmethionine synthase-like
Exons: 7
Coding region: 29-1267 (412 amino acids)
Biological process (GO): S-adenosylmethionine biosynthetic process
Cellular component (GO): cytosol
Molecular function (GO): methionine adenosyltransferase activity; ATP binding
Source: RefSeq, a predicted model, not a curated record
AGGUAACAAGCAGAGUAGGGGACCAGACAUGUCAACUACAACAACGAACGGCCUCAAUGGCAGCCAUUAUCAAGAAUAUAACCACCAUUACGCUGAAGAAUGCAGCCAGGACGAUAUUGGCACAUUCCUUUUUACAUCAGAAUCUGUGGGAGAGGGACACCCAGACAAGAUCUGUGAUCAAGUAAGUGAUGCUGUGUUAGACGCUCACCUGAAACAAGAUCCAAAUGCAAAAGUAGCCUGCGAAUCUGUGGCCAAGACUGGCAUGAUCUUGUUGGCUGGAGAAAUCACUUCAAAUGCAAAUGUUGACUAUCAGAAGGUUGUCCGAGAUACAAUCAAACAAAUAGGAUAUGAUGACUCGUCAAAAGGUUUUGACUUUAAGACUUGUAAUGUCCUUGUGGCUUUGGAGCAGCAGAGCCCAGAUAUUGCACAGGGUGUCCAUGAGAACAGAGACGAUGAUGAUAUUGGAGCUGGUGACCAGGGUCUUAUGUUUGGAUAUGCUACAGAUGAAACUGACGAGUGUAUGCCACUCACUGUUGUGUUGUCACAUCAGCUUAAUGCUAAAAUUGCCCAACUCAGAAGGGAUGGAACAUUUUCAUGGGCAAGACCAGAUUCCAAGACGCAGGUGACUGUGGAAUACAAAUAUGUCAAAGGAGCCUGUGUACCUAUUCGAGUACACACUGUUGUUAUCUCCCUUCAACAUGACGAAGUCAUCGCCCUGGAAGAUAUGAGAAAACAACUUCUAGAAAAGGUUGUGAAUGUAGUGAUUCCCGAGAAAUACAGAGACGACAAAACAGUGUUCCAUAUUCAGCCUUCUGGAAAGUUCAUCAUCGGUGGACCACAGGGAGAUGCUGGUCUGACGGGGAGGAAGAUUAUUGUGGAUACUUAUGGUGGCUGGGGAGCCCAUGGAGGUGGUGCCUUCUCUGGAAAGGACUUCUCAAAGGUGGACCGGUCAGCAGCAUAUGCCAGUCGCUGGGUAGCCAAGUCCCUGGUCAAGGCAGGUCUCUGUAAGAGAGUCUUAGUUCAGGUAUCCUACGCCAUAGGAAUUGCAAAGCCUUUAUCCAUCACUGUAUUCAGUUAUGGGACAUCUGCACUGUCGGAAGCCCAGCUACUCCAAGUUGUGCAUGACAAUUUUGACCUGCGACCUGGACACAUUGUAAAGGAACUAAAUCUUCGAGCACCUAUCUACCAGAAAACUGCUUGCUAUGGACAUUUUGGUCGUCCAGAAUUCAGCUGGGAAGUGCCCAAAAAAUUAGUUUUGAAAAAAUAAAACGCUGUUAAAAGAAUUAAGUAUGAAUGCAAGAGAUAUGUAAAAUUAACCAGAGAUUAUUCAGAGAGCAACUAGCCCUAAAAUAUAUAUGUAGAUGUUGCUAAAAUCCAGAGUAUGCUCUGUGUGAGGGUGGGUUUUUUGCAUGUAUGCGUGUGUGUGAUCCUUUUUAUGAUGAGAACAACCCAGGGGAAGGCCACAGUAGUUAAAAGGCUAGUCUGACCCAGUUUGAUUCUAAAGGUCCAUAUAUAUGGAACAAGUUUGAUCCUUUCCACUCGAAACUGCAUAGUACUGAAACACCAUCGCAGUUUUGUCAAUUGAAGAGAUGGAGUCCAUGGCGGCAUCUUUCAUCCUUCAAAUAUGUGUCCAUACACAAAGAGCUUAAGGAUAUUUUUCGAGAUAUUUGAACUUAUUUUUGUCAAGCUCGGCUCAGAUUUCGCCCUUUAAUUAUUGCAAAUGUGUUUUUUCUUCUCGAUUUUUAUAUACACAUUUGUCUCGUGUUUAUAAAAAUUUUAACGGAAAAGAGCACUAUUUAUAAACACUCGGGCAAAAAUCCCCAAUAGUAAGAAGCCGUUAUGAUUAUUUAUAUUUGCAUAAAUGUAUUUGCUUUGUAUUGAUUAGAGAUGAAUGAGAUAUUUUUUUUUACCUUGGAUUAAAUGGAAUAUGAUUGUGAAUCCUUUUAAUGUAAUUUUUAUUGUUGUUAUUUGUUUGAUUUCAUUUUUAUCAUUGCCCAUGACUUGUAAGAAUUUUUUAAUGGAUUUCUGCCAUUUUCUCCUGCAAGUGUAAAUGCUUUUGUGUUGUAUAAAAGAAAUUGUCAUGUACAUUGUAGUGAUAUACACAGAUAUUCUACAGAAUGGUGUGUGCAAUUUAAGGGAAAAAAUUGGUUUCCUUAUCUGGCAUUGAUCUUGCCUGAUAACAGUUGUAAUUGAUGAUCCAUCAUCAGAAAUCAGCACUCGCAUCUUAUUCACAGAAACAAUCUCGAAACAUUGACAGUUUAUUGUUAUGUAAUUCUGUAUUAAGGUUUGAAUUAGAAAACCAGUUUACACUGUAGAAGUCAAGUGUAUGUGAGGGAACAACUAAAUAAAUUGUUGAAAUAUUA